Molecule: messenger RNA, 636 nt
Organism: Lycium ferocissimum
Lineage: Eukaryota; Viridiplantae; Streptophyta; Magnoliopsida; Solanales; Solanaceae
Exons: 1
Coding region: 1-636 (211 amino acids)
Source: RefSeq, a predicted model, not a curated record
AUGAGCUUAUUUUGGGAUUAUCAUGGAACCCAUGGUCAUCAGACCGCUGACUGUAGGCACCUCAGGGACGAGGUUGUACGGUUGUUAAAAGACAGUCAUUUAAGAGAAUUCUUAAGUGACAGAGCUAAGGAUAAUUAUGGAAAGAAUAAGGACUUAGUCAAGCAAGAGGUUCAGACCGAACCACGCCAUGUGAUCAAUAUGAUAACUGACAAACCCAUGCAAACCGAGGCAAUUUCCCCGGUUAAAAAGGAUGAGUUGCUAGGAAUAAACAGACAGAGAGCUCUGAAGUCUAAGCAGAAAAAUGUGUUCUCGGUGGACGAUAAAAGAGAGGGAGAGAUCUCACCCCGUUAUGAUGAUUUGAUAAUUUCAGCUAUGGUUAAUAAUUGUAUAGUUACAGGCCUCGCAAUCGUUCCGACGAUUGUAGAGAAUAUUAUUCAAUGGGGAGUCAUCGAACAGUUGGCAAUGAUAGGUGAACUAGAACCAUCCGUAGAGGAAAUCGGAGAAGUAGCUGGGCCUGGAAAAAUUGCAAAGGGGUUUGUAGAAUUAUUGAUUGUUACAGGAGGCUGUGAGAGGAAUACGAAGUUUCGAAUAAUAAAUGGUGGCAUGGAUUUUAAGGUUUUAUUACGAAGGCCUUAG